Molecule: messenger RNA, 1125 nt
Organism: Ilex paraguariensis (yerba mate)
Lineage: Eukaryota; Viridiplantae; Streptophyta; Magnoliopsida; Aquifoliales; Aquifoliaceae
Source: the annotation of a GenBank genome assembly
AUCAUUCAAUACCAACUCUUAGUCUUCCUUGUCAUUCAUUCCACGAUGUAAUACCUUCAUAUCAUCUUCUAAUUUAUUCGUCAAAUAUUUAAUUUCUCAGCAAUAUCGAUUAUCCAUGUCCAUUCAUCAAUUUUAUAUCCAGCAAUUUACAGGCGCUAGAGGUCUCUCCGAUCAAGUAGGCGACUGCUCAAUAUCUCAUCUUUUCUUGAUACAUUUACUAGUGAAACACCGAAGAAUCUGCAUCUCUCUCACUUUAUAAUACGCUCCAGGUUCAAUCAUAUAGCAGAUAAGAGUUCGAGCCCCUAAAAGCUUCCAUUUCUUGCUUUUAAAUUUAAUUUCAUCACAAACUCGUUGUUGUUGUUAUUGUUUCAUUGUAAUUUCACCACAAACUAUUCUCUUCCUUGUAACAUCUCUUUUUCACUUUCUCUUGAAAAACGAGAGGGAGAAAUAUCGAUAUGGACAUAGUGAAAACAAUAGUACCAGUCUUGGGUCCGAUUUGGACUGGAUUUACUUAUCUGAAUGACUAUGACAAGAACGUCCAGGCUUUCCAUCAACAAGUUGAAAACCUAAAGAUGGACAGAGUUUCUGUGCAACAGUGGGUUGACGAGGACGCACGGAACGGAAAACUUAUCCAACCAAAUGUUGGGUUGUGGCUUUUACGUGCAGAUCAAUUCGUCGAAAAGGCAAGAAUUUUUUUUGAAGAGGAAGACAGAGAAAAUGGAAGGUGUUUGUAUGGGUGGUGGUGUGUAGUGUGUCGUUAUUGCCGGAGCAGCAGAGCAAAGGAAAAGACCCAGGAGCCUGAAAAAUUCCGUGUUGAAGGAAAGUUCUCGAAGGUGUCAGUCCCUGGAUGUCUAGGGGAAAUGGAAUCCACGACGGAAGGAAAUAGUAAGGAGACUAAAACACGUAGACAUAUUGACACUACCAUCAUCACUUUAAAUCCACCGCUCUUAGUUGAACUAAUUAUACUAGUUGAUAGUAAUUUUUGAUUAAUUUUAAUUAACAUGUAAUGGUUUAAUGUUAAUCUUUGAUUACUUUUUAUAAUUGCAUAACUAAUGUUAUUAAAAUGAUAAAUUAUGAUAAUUAGUGGACAAUAUUGUCUUACAAAAUGUUGGGCAUGUUAUAAAG